Guillardia theta CCMP2712 is the source of this 1065-nucleotide messenger RNA. RefSeq lists its product as hypothetical. The coding region runs from base 1 to 1065 and encodes 354 amino acids. NCBI's taxonomy places the organism in Eukaryota, Cryptophyceae, Pyrenomonadales, Geminigeraceae. The record is from RefSeq and is a predicted model, not a curated record. The transcript is spliced from 8 exons.
AUGGACGUUACCAUCAGUUGCCUCGGAGCUUCUUGCACUGAGAGGGAAGGGAGCCCUGCCGCCGCCGCCGUUUACGAUGCAAACAAGGCGGAUGUGAUCGGGUACGAUCCGAAGCUUUGUCCGGACGGCAAGAAUUACUGCUCAAUGUGUCAGAACAUCUCGGAGCUCUGGAACAGCAACAGCGCUGAUCCCUCCUGGAUUACCUUCAGCCAGAUCUUUAACGCAACGGGGGCGCCUACUGAUAUCUACCCGAACAAUGGCGCGCCGAUUGUGAGCGUGCGGGGACAAGUGUUUCCGGGGAAUCAAUACCACUACUUCGAAUUCCUCGUGCAGAAUGGCGAUGCCUAUGCAGGAACGGAUGCAAGGAGGGAUAAUAUUUUCCUCACUUUAGUAUCGCCGCAGUCCAUUCCUGUUGCCAAGGGUCAGGUGUCAACUGUGUCGAGCGUAGACAGUGCAAAGCUUCCUGCCUACGAUUUUUAUGUGGGGCAGGGUUGCAUUCCACAAGAGGGGUCAUGGAACAAUCAAGGUUAUGGUAACAUCAAUGCAAAUGAGAAAGUGAAGAGCAUCAACGUGAAUGUUACACAAGACGGGAGAUACUUCAUCGCACUUCAAUCGCGCAAGGAGAGAUACUCCGUUGCCGCUUUUGAUUUCACGAUGAAACUGUCAAGAGGGUCGAUGGUAGCGAGAAACAAGAACACUCGUUGUACCCAACUGGUGUACAGAUACCCCGACGAGAUUCGUAGGAUGACUGACGAAUUCCGCCAAUCAGGGACAGUGGGGACAACGUCAGGAAGUGCGAUCCCUUACUGUGGAGCGACUCCGGCCGACAAGAAGUUCAACAUCAUCUACAAGCAGCCACCCAAGUCGAAUGCUCUCACCAACAGGCAGAUCUCUAUCAUCGUGGGUGGAGCAGGAGGUGGGAUUGUGCUGGGAGCUCUGGCGUCAGGGUUGUGCCUCUUUGUGAGAUACAAGAGAACGACGAAGCGCAUGGCCAAGUUCUCAUCCUUGUCAAGGGGUCUGCCGGAAGCGUUGCUGGAUGGGGAAGGACAGGAGGUUGCUGUUUAA